Danio rerio (zebrafish) is the source of this 3129-nucleotide messenger RNA. The record is from RefSeq and is a predicted model, not a curated record. NCBI's taxonomy places the organism in Eukaryota, Metazoa, Chordata, Actinopteri, Cypriniformes, Danionidae.
GCUGAAGAGCCUGUCCUGCGGUGCGUCCUGCUUGACCUGAAGCCGCUCUCUCUCAGCAUCCGCGCCUUCCCUGCAGUCCAGCUGUGAGGGAGAGAGAGACGUAGCGCUCAUCGCAUCGCCCGACGACCGGUCUGUGAGAGGAAACCUCAGCAUCACAGAGAAAAUGAGAUGAAACAGUCUGAGAGUGAGUCCUGCAUACCCCUGCAUCUUUUAGCGGGAGGUUCUGGGUGUCACAGCCCUAAAAAACAACUCUGUGCCCUUUAGGAAACACUCAGAAAAUGUUCCUGACUCGAAGGAAGAGACUUCAUCUCAGCCGGAUUAUAUUUCUUCUGUCCGGGGUUUUCCUUUGCUCUUUAUAUCAACUCACGAUCAGAGCCAGACUUCCAGAUCCCUGGCCCGAACCCCAAAGAGCCGGAGACCCUGAGGAUGGCUCUGGACUUGCCCUGGAAGGAGGACUGUCAGAAAUGCCAGAAGUCAUGACUAAUUCGACCACUGUUCACCCAAAAAACUCAGAUGAAGUUCGUUCAUCAGAGACAGUAACCAAUGCACCUGUCCUAACAACAUCUACUACAACUGAGGCACCUUCCACAACAACAAACAGGACAAUCGUCCACUGUAUCUAUGUGGAUCCAGACCUCCCAAAACCCACUCCAGUUCCAACUCCAGCAACUGAAACGACCACUCUGGUGCCCAACACUACCGCGCCCCAACCUGGAGAUGCACCACACAUGAAGGGCGAGUAUCCGGAGGACAUCUUUUCCAUUGAGGAUCGACGCAAAGGCUGGGUCUCUCUCCAUAUUUUUGGAAUGGUAUACAUGUUUGUUUCUUUGGCCAUCGUCUGCGACGAGUUUUUUGUCCCAACUUUAGGGGUUAUAACAGACAAACUGGCCAUCUCUGAUGAUGUAGCCGGGGCGACGUUCAUGGCCGCUGGAGGCUCAGCUCCUGAACUUUUCACCUCUUUGAUUGGAGUCUUCAUUUCUCAUAGCAAUGUGGGCAUUGGGACCAUCGUUGGCUCGGCUGUUUUUAACAUCCUCUUCGUAAUUGGAAUGUGUGCACUGUUUUCACGCGAGAUGCUUCACCUCACCUGGUGGCCUCUCUUUCGGGACGUGUCCUUCUAUAUCCUGGAUCUCAUCAUGCUUAUCAUCUUCUUCCUGGACAACACCAUUAUGUGGUGGGAGAGCAUGAUGCUGGUGGGAGGUUAUGCUCUAUAUGUAACCUUCAUGAAGUUCAAUGUUCAGUUAGAGCGCGCCUUUAAGUCUCAGCUCAGCAAACACAAGAGCAUCGUCAAAGUCAUUGCGGUGGAAGAACCAGAGAAGGAUAAUGGAACCUCAGGUGAAGAGAACAGGCCACCUGAACCAGAAGACAAGAAUCGAUUAAAGCUGAAGCCCACACUGCAGCGCGGGGGCAGUUCAGCCUCUCUGCAUAACAGCACCAUGAGGAACACCAUCUUCCAGCUGAUGAUUCACACUCUGGAUCCUCUUGGAGAGGAGUCAGUGUUUAAUGGAGAUGCAAAGGCUAGAAGCUCUUUGGAAUGUAAAGUGAAAUUUAAAGACAAGGCUCAGAUUUUGAACGACAUGGCCCGGGGGAAGGUAGAGAACAAAAAGAAGGAAAAAUCUGGUGAAGGUGAUGAUCAAUCGGAGCAGACCAAGGAUUCAAAAGACGCGCCUCCAGGAGCCAAAGAUGAAGACACCAAUCAGAAGUCUGAGGCACAAAAGGAUGGAGACAUUGCAGCAGGAGGAGGUUCUGAAAAUCCAGGAGGUUCAGACAAUUCAGGGGAUGAUGAUGAAGAUGACAGUGAUGAAGAGAGUGAUGAUGACGAUGACGACGAUGAUGAUGAUGACGACGAUGAUGAUGAAAAUGAAGAUGAAGCUGGGGAAGAUGGAGAUGAACCGUUGUCUUUAGAGUGGCCGGACACCAGACGUAAACAGGCCACGUAUUUGUUUUUGCUGCCCAUUGUCUUUCCACUGUGGCUGACCGUUCCAGAUGUCAGAAACCCUGCAUCCAAGAAGUUCUUCGUCAUUACCUUUCUUGGCUCAAUAGUGUGGAUUGCUAUAUUUUCCUAUCUGAUGGUGUGGUGGGCACAUCAGGUUGGCGAGACCAUUGGCAUCUCUGAGGAGAUCAUGGGUCUUACUAUUCUGGCUGCCGGAACAUCGAUUCCUGAUUUAAUCACCAGUGUGAUUGUGGCAAGGAAAGGCUUGGGAGACAUGGCUGUCUCCAGCUCUGUAGGCAGCAACAUAUUUGACAUCACCAUGGGGCUGCCGGUGCCCUGGCUGAUGUUCUCGUUCUUCCAUUCCUUUGCCCCGGUGCCCGUGAGCAGUAAUGGUCUGUUCUGUGCCAUCGUGCUGCUCUUCCUCAUGCUCCUCUUCGUCAUUAUUUCCAUCGCUGCCUGUAAAUGGAGGAUGAACAAAGUGCUGGGCUUCACCAUGUUCAUCCUCUACUUUGUGUUCCUGGUGCUCAGUGUCAUGCUGGAGGAUCGAAUCAUCGUGUGUCCCGUCUCCAUCUGAGCUCUAAUAUAACAUACUGGUAUUUUUAAAGUGUCUCUGGACUCGCUGUGUCGACUUCUUCUGUAUUACGCAAGAUUGUUUUUUUGUAACAGGAUGCAAUAACUGGGCAUAAUGUAUUUUGUUAAGGUGACAUCACAGUUGAGUCACAGGUCCUGUCCCAAACGGCUACUAUUUUUGGUAUCCACUGUUUGUUGAAGGAAUGGGGUAUGGAUUGUUGGGUGAUAGACUGCAUGUGGGCUAACCAGUGUAGGCUUUGCAAAAGGGCACAUUGAGCCCACAUACAGAGGCGCUGUUGAACACUCUUUUGAACUGUAAAAUGACAAAUAGGACGCCCUACUGUACUGUGGACUUAACAAACACACUACGAUUAUGAUUGCAUAAUCAAAGGCCACGUCAAGUGUGCCAUUUGAGACAGGGCCACGAGUGCUACAUAUGGAGAAAUCACAUUUUUCUCACAUUCUCUCUCGAUGAUUUGUAAGUGCAAACUUUAAAAUAUCUGUUUAUUAAGGGUUGCCUGUAGGUUGGGAUAUAUGGGUGUUUUCAUCUAAUUUACACUUUUGAAUUGACCCUCUUGCUGGAGUUUGAUUGACAUGCAAUCUUGCCAAUCAAUCAAUCAAUCAAUCAA